Messenger RNA from Populus euphratica (Euphrates poplar), 913 nucleotides. Its product is annotated as mitochondrial import receptor subunit TOM20-like. Lineage: Eukaryota; Viridiplantae; Streptophyta; Magnoliopsida; Malpighiales; Salicaceae. The record is from RefSeq and is a predicted model, not a curated record. Gene Ontology annotation, molecular function: protein binding. The coding region runs from base 114 to 716 and encodes 200 amino acids. The transcript is spliced from 6 exons. Gene Ontology annotation, cellular component: mitochondrial outer membrane translocase complex. Gene Ontology annotation, biological process: protein insertion into mitochondrial outer membrane.
GUCUUACGAAGGCCGUUACUUCUUAAACCCUCUCUUUCAUUUUCUCAUUAAACCCUAGCUACUCCUCUCUUAGAUCUCGACAGAACUAGGAAACGGACAGCAAGUCAGCAACAAUGGAGUUCUCUCAAGAUGACUUUGAUCGUCUCUUAAGGUUCGAGCACGCUCGUAAAUCUGCCGAAGCUACCUACGCUGAAGACCCUCUUGAUGCCGACAACUUGACUAAUUGGGGCGAGGCAUUGCUCGAACUAUCACAAUUUCAAACCGUGGCAGAGGCAAAGAAGAUGAUAAAUGAGGCUAUUUCGAAGUUGGAAGAGGCAAUGAUGUUAAAUCCAACAGCCAAUGCCAUGUGGUCAAUAGGAAAUGCCAACACUUCUUAUGCAUUUCUGACUCCCGAUCUUUCUGAGGCAAAAAAUUAUUUUGACAAGGCAGCUGAUUACUUCCAACAAGCGGUUGAUGAGGACUCGACUAACGAGCUAUACCACAAGUCUUUGGAAGUUUGUGCUAAGGCUCCAGAAUUGCAUAUGGAGAUCCAUAAGCAUUCAAGCAGUCAACAGACCGUGGGUAGUGAAUCUUCUCCUUCUUCAAAUGCAAAGGGCUCCAAGAAGAAGGCAAACAGUGAUAUGAAGUAUGAUAUAUUUGGAUGGAUUGUCCUUGCAGUUGGAAUCGUUGCAUGGAUGGGGAUUGCAAAAUCCCAUGUUCCUCCUCCUCCAAUAUAAGCAUUAAGUGCAGAUGGCAAUAUCUUUUCACGACAUUAUUCCUACUGGAAGGCAUGUAUAUUCAGUUAUACAUGUGGUAUGCUAUCCGCAUGUUGAUCUUGAUCUUUAUUACUUACUCGGUUAGAAUUAUAAUGUCGUGCAAAUUUUAGUUAUAUACAUCUGUUGACAGUCUUUCAAGCUUUUCUUCUUUUCCCUCU